Molecule: messenger RNA, 609 nt
Organism: Cladophialophora psammophila CBS 110553
Lineage: Eukaryota; Fungi; Ascomycota; Eurotiomycetes; Chaetothyriales; Herpotrichiellaceae
Exons: 1
Coding region: 1-609 (202 amino acids)
Cellular component (GO): mitochondrial large ribosomal subunit
Molecular function (GO): structural constituent of ribosome
Source: RefSeq, a predicted model, not a curated record
AUGCAGUCGACGACUCUCUUCCCGGCGCCAUCGACCGCAUCGUCGCGGUUCUACAAGCUCUGCGCUCAAAUUCUCCAACCCUCUUUCCGCCGACAUCAAUCAUCCUACAGACGAACAAGAUCCCGACUCAAUAUUAAGCCAGAUCCGGAUUUCCUACCUUCCAAGACCGAGCUACACGAUCACAUCAUCUUCAACCCUCCUCCGAGCAUGCCCAAUGUCUACCACACGCCCAAUAUCUUCCUUCCUAAGAAUGACCGCAGAAAAGUGUUUCCAGACCCCGAAACCCAACACACACUCCUACAAUCGGCUCAGCAGCUUCCAGCCAUCCCUGGGCAGACGGAAAAAAGAUACCACUUGACGGAGAAGGACCUAGCGGAGAUGCGGGAAUUGAGAAGGACAGACCCUACGCAAUGGAGCGUCAGUCGGCUAUCGAAGAAGUUUGACUGUUCUCCGGUUUUUACACACUUGGUCGUCGAGGGACUGGCGCCCGAGCAAGGCAAAGAGCAGAAGAUGGUGACCGACAUAGUCAAAUCGAACUGGGGCAAGAAAAGAAGGGAGGCACGUGAGGACAGACAGAUCAGAAAGGAACGCUGGUAUAGAGAUGCCUGA